This is a messenger RNA of Volvox carteri f. nagariensis, 411 nucleotides long. RefSeq lists its product as uncharacterized. The transcript has a single exon. The record is from RefSeq and is a predicted model, not a curated record. Lineage: Eukaryota; Viridiplantae; Chlorophyta; Chlorophyceae; Chlamydomonadales; Volvocaceae. The coding region runs from base 1 to 411 and encodes 136 amino acids.
AUGGCUGAUGCUGAUGCUGGGCCAUCAAAACCACCAGUUUCGAAGACUCCUAAAGCAACAUACACUUAUGGCAACAAGGAGCUAGACGCUCCAGCCUACGCGGAAGCCCUGAAGAGUGCAAAAGCGAGAGGCAGUGCUUCCUGGUGGUCAUUUUUCACCGUGAUCUUGACAGAAGGAGUCGUGAAGCUGAAGUGCACCAUUUGCGGCGAGGUGCUGGGUGCCAAAAAUCCGUCUGCAACAGCUCCCAACCAUCUUAUGAAGCACAGCAAGGCAGCAGAAGUUUUGGGGCGACAGGUUUGGCAUGUCCGGACUGUGUGUUGGGUGUUGCUUUGCAGACAAUUAGGACUGGACUCUUGGACUCUUGGUUCAGGUACCAAAGAUGUUGGGAAGGCAUACGCAGAGACAGUUUAA